AAUGAGGCGAUCUGCGCAUGCGUCGUUGUCAGCUUCUCUCGCUAGCGGCGCUGAUCUGUUCACAACAGCACGUUUGAAAUAGUAAAAAAAUAAGUAAAAUACUGUUAGCAUUCCAUAACGUUUCUGAUUAUUAUACUAGAGCCUUCGACGUCGUUUAAAGAACAUGCCGAAAAAUAAAGGAAAGGGAGGAAAGAAUCGGCGACGUGGUAAGAAUGAGAAUGAAUCAGAGAAAAGGGAGCUGGUGUUUAAAGAGGAUGGACAAGAAUAUGCUCAGGUCAUCAAGAUGUUGGGAAAUGGGAGAUUGGAGGCCAUGUGUUUUGAUGGAGUCAAGCGGCUUUGUCACAUCCGAGGAAAGCUCCGGAAAAAGGUGUGGAUUAACACAUCAGACAUUAUUCUCAUUGGAUUAAGGGACUACCAGGAUAAUAAAGCGGAUGUCAUUUUGAAGUAUAAUGCUGAUGAGGCUCGGAGUCUGAAAGCCUAUGGAGAGCUUCCAGAACACGCCAAAAUCAACGAAACUGAUACCUUUGGGCCUGGUGAUGACGACGAGAUUCAGUUCGAUGAUAUUGGUGAUGACGAUGAGGACAUUGAUGAUAUCUAAGAGGAAAACGCUGGGAAGUGAAUGUUUCUCAACCCCGAAGCGACAACAUCCUCACAUCCCCCCUUGAAGUAGCCCCUCCAUCAUUAUGUACACGGAGGCUCAAGUUUUAGGAUUCUCUGACUAAACACAUGACUGCAUUUUCACCUUCAAUCCAUUUUGUUAUCUUUUAAUGUAUUUAUAUUGAUUUCACAUCAAGUGGAAUUUAGUUACAGUACGGAAUCUAUGGAUUCGCAAUAAAAAGAUAACCAAUUUUA
Carassius carassius (crucian carp) is the source of this 852-nucleotide messenger RNA. RefSeq names its product eukaryotic translation initiation factor 1A X-linked b (gene eif1axb). Gene Ontology annotation, cellular component: cytoplasm. The coding region runs from base 164 to 598 and encodes 144 amino acids. The record is from RefSeq and is a predicted model, not a curated record. The transcript is spliced from 7 exons. NCBI's taxonomy places the organism in Eukaryota, Metazoa, Chordata, Actinopteri, Cypriniformes, Cyprinidae. Gene Ontology annotation, molecular function: translation initiation factor activity; RNA binding. Gene Ontology annotation, biological process: translational initiation.